Symbiodinium sp. CCMP2592 is the source of this 8754-nucleotide messenger RNA. The record is from the annotation of a GenBank genome assembly. NCBI's taxonomy places the organism in Eukaryota, Dinophyceae, Suessiales, Symbiodiniaceae.
AUGAUUGAUCAUGUCGUCAAUGGCAAGGUUCUCACAGCUUCGGCUUCCUUGCUUGCCAGACUCACAGGCAAGGAGGCAUCGGUUGCGCAAGGCACUUUAGUUGCUGCCGGUGCCGCCACAGCUGAGACCAACGGCAUCAUGUUGGGUUCCAUGCUUUCUGAUUUUUGCAAGAUCGCAGUCCAGCAGGGAUUGAAACCUCUUCUAGCUGUGACAAAAGUUAGAUAUGAUGAAACUCCUGCCAAAGUUCGGAUAUGCAGAGCAUCGUUCAAUGAUCAGGCUUCAGACGGUGUCAGGGAAGGCAGUGUCAGUGGCGACAUGUCACAGUGCGUGAUUGUGCCACACGCAUGUGCGAAGGGUCCAGCACUACAGAAGUUCUUGCUGGGCAAUGGUGCCUCGUUAUCGUCGCAUGUUGCACAUGUCGCGACUCAUGCGAAAGUCCUCCAAACACAAGUUGCAAUGAGCUUCGUGUUCGCUGAGAAAGAUGGGGACUGCCAUUCGUUGACAUUUGAUCUUCCGUGCCCACUCCAGGUCAUUGAGAGAACCACUGGCGAAUGUCAGCGCAUGUGUAUCUGGGAGUCACUCACCCAGAUUCCAGAGUACAAGCGGCUGGUCGGCGGCUUCCAGCAUCAGGUGCGGUCCGUUUGCACGGACCGUGCUGGUGCAAACUUUCGGACAGAACGUGGUCUGCAAGAGUGGCUGCCGAAACAGGUGUUGAUUCACACCCCGUGUGAUCUUCAUAAAGCAGCUACAGCAAUCAAACACACGGUUCGAUCUUGUGAGUCUGAUAUGAGUGGACUAAUAAACUCGGCAUUGGUCACUCGAGGAGAUGCAGGAGCCAUGGGUCGCCUACGAGAGAUAUUGCUGUCAAUCCUCGUGUCGACAACCGAGCGUGUGUGUGAUGAGUUUCCUCCUCAAGGACGCAUCAGUCGGCAUCGGAUGGAGAUGUUUGAUCUUUGGCUGCCAACCAAGCAUGUGGGUCCAAGUGUUGCCAAGCAGCAUCGCAAACGGAGAUUCUUGCUGAGCAACCUACUGAACGGCGAUUUGCUCAGCUCUGUGCCGCAACAUUACUGCCCAGUGGGAUGUUGCCAGAGCGAUGAUGACUUUGUUGGCAAACUCACAUCCUUCGGGCUGUGGGCAUUGCUGCCUCGGCGCAUGCCCUUGCUUUCGAGGAAGAACUGGCUGAACCAGACCCACGCUAUGGAGUGGGCAGGAUGCCUCGAAUCUCAUCACCAGUUGUUCUCCAAAAUCAUGAUUGCUUAUGUGGGAAGGCCAGCUGCCCCGCCCGCCACAGCCACAGAUGGUUCAGCUGGCAGUGCGCUGGAUAAUGCUGUCCAAGAUUUUCUUCUGGAAGACUUGUCUGGAAACAGAAGUGGGGAGCAGGCUGAAGCAGAACAGAUCCCUGAGCCUGAGCCGAGUGUUCAGGAACCUUCGGGUGAGCCAGAGGUUCUCAAUGCCAUUCACUUGGUCAUGACAGAAUUCCUGGCACUUUCCAGUUCUGCAUGGGAGCAGAAACAGGCUGCCAAAGCUGCUUUGCAACAGCCUAGAGAUUACUUGGUUCUGCAAGCUGCACGAGGCACACAGAUCCACCGCUGCAUGGACAAGUUGGUCCAAGUUCUGUGCGAGGAACGACUAGACUCAGUCAGUUUUCUGGCCUGCAAGUUUCGUGCUCUUCGUUUUUGCAGUGCAAGUUCCGGCUUGUGUUGCUUACACGGUCUUCUCCGUAUUCCUCGCAGGUCAAUCACCUAUCAGGGCUUUUUGCUUUUGGACAGCAGGAGCCAUGCUGAUGCCCAGAAGCUUCUGGACACUCCACCGUGCUUGAAAGAUGAGUUCUUCAGUUUCAUGUGCAGAACCUUUCCAUCACCAAUGUCCCUGCUGGGAAAAGAUGCUAUGGCAAUUCUGCAAGCCACAGCAGCCAGCAUCAGUGUGGACAUCGGCGAGAUAGAGUCGUGCCACUCACUGACACGAGAUUUCAUCAAUGUCAGAGCCAAAGGAUGGGUGAGUUCCUUGGAAACUGUAUCGGCCUUGCAUAUCCUGCAACAGCGGCGCAAGAUUGUGAAAAUGACUACUUCCCGAGCGGCUGAUGCGAGAGCGACAACCCAAGACAUGAAGAAGCCCGGGCCGAAACGGAAGGACUCCAAGGAGAAAAAGAAGGGAGGUGGUGGUGGUCCUUGGAGGGCCUUCGUCAGCUAUCGUCUGCGUGGAGUCAGGGCUUCCAGCCGAGACGACGACAACAUCUUCGCAGACCUUGCAGAGGAGUAUCAACACCUGGGUGAUGCUGACCGAGCAUGGUUUGCUGAUGUAGGUCGUGCGGGCACACUGGCUCACAAGCGAGGCCACAGGGCUUUUGGCGACACUUCGUAUGCUCGCCGCAUUGCAGAUGGCUCAGAUGGCAGACAUGACGAUGCCCAACGGGAUGCUGCUGCUGAUGCCGCCAUCGUGGCGCAUGAUGCACCUAGAUUCGACUUUGGCUUGGUGCCGGUCGCCGGCAUGGACUUGGCUGCCAAAUAUUCGGAAUUCAAAGAAGCUUUGGAGAAGGAGGCCCGUGCCUCUCAAGGUGACCCGCUUGCUUUGACGGUGGCCGAAGCAUCCAAGUUGGACAUGAUUUCAGCUGAUACACAGGCCCUUCUUGUGAGAGAGGCUUGGGAACGUGGCGGUCAUGCUGAGCUUCAGAGCAAUAUGACUCGGCAGCCUUCUACACCAGCAAUCAAGCACGCUUACCAGUGGACGCCUCCUACCGACAAAGCUGUCAAGGCCCAUCAGAUUCAGGUUGAUUGGCAAUUGCACGCAGCCUUUGAUGGUCGCGAGGAGGCGGCUGAACUAAUAGAGGUGUUCUUGCCAGGCAUCAACAGAGAUGGGAAAUAUCAGAGAGCUGAUGUUCUUGUGACAUGGGCACGAGAAAACGAAUCAGCAAUCAAGCGGCAGCGAAGGGAGUCAUUGCAUGGUAUGUGGGAAGUGCUACCACAGCAACGUGUGGUGCCGAAGCUGACAGACACAUUUGAUGAGCUGGCAAGGAGCAACCCACUUGUCUUGCUGCCGGCACUGCAGCGGAAGAGGCGCUUGCUUAGAGAAAAUACAGACGCUACACAGCGCGCAAAGGAGGAACAGCUCGCAAAGAAGAAGUAUGCCUUACAAUUGGCCGGGAUACUUAAAGAAGCGAAGUUGCCACUGGUGCAACAGCUGGAGGGAGUGGACCAGCCUGAGGAAGUUUGGCCACGGAUCUUUGGAACCCGCAGGAGCAAAACGCUGCGAAACCGCUUGAAGGCUUGGCAACCCUUUAGGACGUGGCUGCAGUGCGUCCAUGAUGUGCAAUGGCCGACUAGCGUGCGGCAGCUGAUUGAUUAUAGCAAUGAGAGAUUUCAAAGUGAGUGUGGCAAGACAGUGCUGAACAGUUUCCAGGCGUCGCUGGCUGUCUUGGAGCAGGUGGGAAAGGUCGCUGAGACACAGCGGCUAUCGAGCGACACAACAUGGCUGGCACACUUGAAGUCAUUGACUGCAGACUUGGUGGGUGAGCAAGCGCCCGUGCAGCAAGCCCCAAUGAUGACGGUGGCUAUGAUCAUUUCACUUGAGCUGCACAUAGCGAGAGAGGAUGAGCCUGAGUAUGUACGGGCAAUGGCAUUCGUUGCGCUGCUGGCUGUGUAUGGUUCCAUGAGAAUGGACGACUUGCAAGGGAUUCUGCCGGCUACCAUGCGGCUUACUGCACAGGGCUUCAGAGCUACGCUUGGACGCACCAAGACAACAGGCGCCGAUCGGCGCAACAAGGAGGUCACAGUCUUCAUACACAGGCAGGCGGGUUUGUCCGGUUUUGAUUGGUUAGGUGAGGGCUUCGCGCUUUGGAAGAAGUAUACGCAGCCGAGAGACUACCUAGUCAUGACUGCCAGGGACGAUUGGAAAGGGCCAACUAAGCAUUUUGCUAAGACCGAAGUUGUCGCUGGCUAUGUGCGUGAGGUUUUCAAGAGGCUUGCAACGCCGAAGUUUCAGGAUGGGGCAUACCGCCUCAACUUGCAGAGAUACCUCCUGGUGGAAGGGGCUCAAGGCUUCUUCACGGGGCAUAGCCCACGCAAUUGGCUUACUUCAGCCGCCGCAGUGUUGGGUUGGUCUAAGGAUCAGAGGGAUUUCCUGGGUCGUUGGCUUAUCGGUGGUUCUGGUUCAGCUGACUACACGCGCACAUCCCGGGAAGUCGUGCGUCGCAUUCAGAUCGGAGUCUGCAGAGCAAUCGUCACCGGCCAAGGUGGCGAGUAUCAAGAGAUCGAGGCCCUCGAAGAGUUAAAGGCUUAUGUGGACGAGCGUGGAGGUUCAGGUGCAUUGGCAAGGAGGCGGCAUGACAUUUUUAGGACUGUGGGAGGUGCGCGCUGCUUGGGUAACAAGUGGCCUGUAAUUGAGUUAGAUGAUGCAGAUGCCAGUGAGGAGGAGGAGGCUGCCGAAGCCUUGACCGUUGAGGGCAGUGCCACAAAAUACUUUAUUAGCAUCAGUCGUAAGACGGGCCAUCGCAGGUUGCACUUGAACGGGUGCGACACGUACUUGACUGAUUCGCAGUGUGCCAGGACAGCGGCGCGUGACUUCGGGAUUAAUCCCGAUACGCCUGCAGGCCGUGUUGAGGUGGCCGCGAUAGUAGCUGCAUGGGAACUUGCAAAGGAGUAUGCGAGUAAAGAAAUCGAGCUCCGUGCGGAGGCGAAGGUGUUAGGCCAUAAGAGGAUCUUGCAAGUGCAGGAACGCCAAGCUAUGUUGAAGGCGGUGACGGAUGCAUACGGUAAGAUGAAUGAAAGCGAGACGCCAAGUGCGGAGUACUUGGCAACCAAGGCCGAAGAAUGCGAGAGCAACGAGCCUCUAGCGAGUUCACUUGAUCGUAUCUCUUCAAAGAAAGAUUCGCAGGUGGAGAGCCUCCAGACCAGCAUUGAUCCCACUGGGCAUGUUCGUGUGACAAAGACGAUGCAGAAGUUGGAAAUGCCGCAUCACUCCGAGGGCUACCGUCGCUUGAUGAAGGUGGAGGCCCAUGCCUGGCUCUGCAUGAGUGCCCGAUUUAAGGCGAAGGGAUGGUUGCAAGGGCUUCAGCUUGAAGAUUUUACAAGGUUUGUAGAAUACAUCUUGGGAGAUCGUGUUGGCAAUUUGAAGUUGCCCACUGCUUCAGGGCAGGAGACGCAGUUCAAUCGGCCACCUUGGAACAUCGUCUUGAGUUAUGAAUACAAGUUGAGGGUUGAAGCCUUCAAAAUGAUCCUGGAGGGAACUGCUACCAUGUCGGAGGCGCUUCGGGCCGUGCGUGAGGACCCGUCUUUGAAAGAGGCAUACUUCACGACGCCUCUGGCACUUCACACAGCUGGCACGCCGACUAAGUUUCGGAAGGGCAAUCAUAAAGGGAAGGGUAAGACACCAGGGCAAGAAAUACCGCCGCCGCCUGCGCCGCAUCAGAACGGACGUGGAACAGGGAAAGGCAAAGGCAAAAAGGGCAAGGGCCAGGUUGUCUUGGCUAACGGGAAACAGCUCGCUCUGGUGUCGGCGACGCCUGAUGGUCGCCAGUUGUGCUAUGCUUACAACCACCAAGGCUGCACCGAUCCGAAGUGCACCCGUGUUCAUGCAUGUCGUGUAGCCGGGUGUUUCGCCGAGCACCCAGCCUCGCAGCACGAUUCGUCUAUGCAGAAGGUGACUUCUGCCAAUCAUUUUGUCGACCAGUGUUUGAAAGCAACAGUUUUCGCGGCCGAGGCUGGCAAUUUCUUUGUGUGGGAGGCGCCGGAACACUUUGGCCGCACUGCUGACGGCCUCGUGCCGAGCUCCAUUUGGGCUUGGCCAGAAUUACUUGACUGCAUACCGCGUUUUGCUGCCACAACCUUUGUGCAUUACUUGUGUGAGUUCGGGGCGGACAUGGCCAAACCAACACGUUACUUGAGCAAUCUGCCUUUCUUUCGUCACUCGCCGCGGCCUUUCAACGGGAUGCCGGUGUUGGAUGCUGAUCAGCGCUACAUCGGGCCGCUGCCCGCGUCGUGCCCGCAUGGGGGUCAUUCACCUAGCACCGGCAAAUCGCAGGCUACGCAAAAGUGGAACUUGCCGCGGGCCCGCGGUUGGCCCCUUCAGCUGUGUCAAUUUAUGGUAGCAGCCAUCGACUUCUCGCUGCAAGCAGAUGGGGAGUGCAAAUCCUCUAAGUCGAAGGUUCCCGAUAAGGUAGUCAAGGUCCCCGUAGGGUUCUUUUCCUUCAGGUUGCAGUACCGCGGUUGUAGUCCCCACGCACAUCCUUUGAAGUCCUUGGGCGAUCCCGAGAGUGCAGCAUCAAAGCUCCUGGCAACACCAGGGCUGCUAGAACGUCGUCGUGUGUUAGAGCUAUUUGACAUGCUGCCCCGCGAGGAGCCGCCUAGGGAGUCGACUACAGCUACACCGGGCAGUUCUUUCGCAACGGGUGCAUAUUGCAAGGGUGGCUUAGUCGGUUUGAGGCAUCAUUCCACUGUGCUGCCGAAGUCUACACAGGUUCUAACAAGGUACUUGCAGCAGGUUGCACCGGGCUUUCAAGCAUCAGCUAUUGCGAUCUUUGAUGAUGUCCGGACGGGGGUCCACCGUGAUGCCCGGAAUGCGCACUAUCCGAACAUGGUAGUGCCGUUGUCGGAUUUUGAAGAUGGCCAAAUCUGGUUGGAACAGCAAGGAGGCGAUGUAUGGGAGACAACGCCAGAAGGGCGGAGACCUGGCGUCCACUUGGAGGUUUGCAAGGGCCCUGUAAGCUUCGAUGCAUGGCGGUCAUACCAUGCUACGCGACCGUGGAAGGGACGUCGGGUGGUGAUGGUUGCAUACAUGACCGAUAAGCUUGGCAAUGUCGAGGCCGCCGACCUCGCCCACCUUAAGGCCCUGGGGUUUAAGUUACCACUUGACUCGGAUGCAUCAAAUGGUGAGACUUCAGAGGUUCUGGAUAAGGCCGAGGGCCUAAGCACAGGAGACACAGCACCGCCAGUGCCAUUCAGACCAGAGGCAUGUGGGAACCGCGGCAACCCCAUUCGUGUUGAGUGGGAAGGACAAGAGGCUGACAUGACAGACGGGUUUGGGUUGUGUUCCCCGGCGCGGUGGAGGCCGAUGGACCGGGGACAUCGCCUGGGCCCAGCGGCUACUGCACAUGCGCAAUCCAUGUACCGGAUGCUUACGAACUUCAUUUCAGAGCAUGUUCCUGAUCCCCGUCGCUUCUGCUUGAGCCUACUUUCAGGUAAGGUCGAAUCAUCUCCAUUCGCCGGGGAGAAGUUGGAAGCUCUGCGUAAGCAGUGGGCAGAGGUGCUUGGUGCAGAGAACAAUCCCGACGUGCUCGAGAUCCCAGAUGCGCAGCCCUUCUUGCUUAGGGCCUUGUCGCUUUCGGCUGAAAGGCUUGAGGACCCAGACUGGCAGAUUUUAACGGAGGGAGUCGACUUUCUGCACCGGGGUCCGGCUGAGAUGUCAUUUUCAGUUCGGCAAUCAGGUGCUAUGCAGGAGAUUCCCUUGGCCGCAACCGCGGACGUGAGUGCUGCACAUAGGUUGGUCUUGCAUCGGAAGAGCGAUUGGGCCUUGAUGUCAUGCAGAGCAGAGCAAGGGUCCGACACGAUUUGGAUCAAUAAAGUAGGAACGUUCGGGCUCAGCCCAGCCUCGUUUUGGUGGAGCAGGUUGUAUGGAAUCAUAGGCAGAGUGGUCACCCGUUGCCUACUGCAGCACGCCUUUUACCACUUCGCUUAUGUGGACGACGUGCGUCCCACAUUUUAUGGGAAGCGGAUGUUCAUCAACUUCUUGGUUUGGUUAAUCCUUCAAGAAUUGAUAGGGGUGCCUUUUGCUUACCAUAAGUUCAAGGGAAAGACGCUGGUCGCAUUCAUUGGCUACGAGCUUGACUACGGUGCCAGGCUUGUGGGCCUCAGCGAAGCCCGAGGCGCUUGGGUGUGCAACUGGGUCGAUGAGGCACGGAAAGCGCGUUUUGUCGUUUCAGUUAGAAAGUUUGCGGAGUUUCUUGGGAGGCUUGGUUUCGUGUCCAGGGUCGUGUACUGGAUCAAACCACACUUGGCCCCCUUGUAUGCUUGGUCAGCUGCAGCUUCGAAGAGCCACGUUGCAAAAAUGCCGGACACGGUCAUCUUGACUUUGCUUUACUUGGAGGCAACGCUUAAAGACAUCAACUUCAAAGUCGCACCGGGUCGACAACGGGAAGAGACAGGGCAUCUCUUUCACACGGACGCUAAAUGCGCCGAUGGUUAUGUUGUCUUAGGAGGUUGGGACUCUAGCCAGGACCUUUCGGUUGCACCUUGGUUCUCUAUAGUGGUUAAGCCUGCGGAUGCCCCGUACCUUUUCGACGAAGAUGGAAAAUCACAAUGGGCGUCAGCUUCAGCCGAGCUGUUAGCUACAUUGGCCGCGUUAUGGAUCUUUGGACACCUCAAAGAGAGUAGUUCGCAGAGGCGACUCCCAGUUGCCAUUGCCGGGGCCACAGACAAUCAGAGCAACGAGAAGCUUCUUAGGAAACAAUCCACGACUAAGUGGCCGCUCAUGCUGAUCAACAUGCAGCUCUCACACCUCUUAAGAAAAGCUUGUUUGAGACUCAGCUUGACUUGGAAACCUCGCGACGAAAACAAGCUGGCAGAUGCUCUGACGAAUCAGGAUUUCAGCUCUUUCAGUUCCGAACACCGCUUGGAUGUCAGUUUCAGUGAGCUACCACUCGAGCUCUUGAAUCAGUUGUGGUCGUCGAAGUCCGACUUCGAUGCGUCUCGCAAGGCGCUGCAGUCUGCAAGCAGUUUUCAGCCUCGUGUCCCGAAGAGGAAGCGCGAAGGCACGCCCUGGUGA